AUGCCUUACUUUCAAGGAGCGGAAAAACUCUUCUUGACUGUCUACAUCAUAACGUUUGUAACAGGGCUUCCUUUAAACAUCAUGGCCCUUUGUAUCCUCAUUAAAAAAUGUAGUCAGAAGCUCGUUCCUGUGGAUAUCUUACUUUUCAACUUGACCAUUUCUGACCUGUUACUUCUCUUUUUCCUUCCAUUUCGUAUGGCGGAAGCUGCCUCUGGUAUGAGAUGGCUCAUACCUUAUGUCUUCUGUCCCUUGUCAGCUUUUAUGUACUUUAGCAGUAUAUACAUCACAUCACUUUUUCUUAUGGCUAUAAGUGUGGAGCGAUACCUGGCUGUUGCAUUUCCUAUCAAAUACAAGCUGUUGAGGAAACCAAUCUAUUCUGUGGUGGCAAGUGUCAUCAUCUGGGUCACAGCAACUGCUCAUUGUAGCAUUGUCUACAUUGUGGAACAUUUUGUAACCGAUAACAUGACUAGUGUCAACAUGACAGCUUGUUACGAUACAUUUUCACCAAUUCAAUUACAGGUUCUUCUGCCUGUUCGAUUCGAAAUAUGUCUUCUCCUAUAUUGUGGUCCAUUGGUGGUCACUGUAUUCUGCUACACUAACUUUGUCAGGAUUCUCUCCAUGCAACCUCGAAUAAAGAAGAAGAGAAAACUUAGAGCAAUUGGGCUGUCAGUGGCCACUAUGAUCACUUUUAUGGUUUGUUUCUUGCCCUAUAAUGUGUCUCAUAUUGUCGGAUUUAUUGAAGGAGAAAGCCCAAAAUGGAGAGUAUAUGCACUUCUUCUAAGCACAUUCAAUGCAAGUAUGGAUCCUAUUAUAUUUUACUUCUCAUGUGGCUCAUUAAAGAAGAUAUGUUUCCAGGGUAUGGUGCAGUUUAUAAAAAAGCUACACUUGGGGACAAAAUUAAGCCACAAUUUUAUCACACAAUGUGAGAAAAAAGCAGACAAUUCAAUUGCCUCUUCAUGAUGGCAUCAUAUAAUGGCAUAAACUUGCAUUAGAUAAAACUUGGAAAAAUAAAAAAGCAAAAAUCACAAAAAGAACAGAAUAACCAUGUGUCCUACAACCUAUGGUAGCGUUUGUGGUUUAAGAAGCCUUUGGGUGCCAUCUCCUAUUUUAGUCAAAAAUCUUGCAACCUAUCAUUGUCAUGUAGGUUUGGACAACUUUGGUCAGAUAAUGUAGAUGUGAAAACUCAGCACUAACUGAUUGGCAGGCAGGAGCCAAGUUGGGUGCCUAAAGAACCCCAAUUUUGUUAAACCACUUGGAGACAGUUUGACAAAAAAGUUUAAAAGUUUAAAAAGAUUACCCGAAGACUCCUUGCACCAUAUUUCACUAGAAGGAGUU
Pelobates cultripes (western spadefoot toad) is the source of this 1335-nucleotide messenger RNA. NCBI's taxonomy places the organism in Eukaryota, Metazoa, Chordata, Amphibia, Anura, Pelobatidae. The record is from the annotation of a GenBank genome assembly.